CUAACCAGAUUUUCCUGCUGCUUUUCGCGGAGGUUUAGGGCCGAACGAAGAAGAUGAGUCAGAUAGGCGAUGAAACGCCCUUCUCCUUCCCUUAAUCGUCCGUAUCUUCGCCCCCUUUUGUUCAAAAGCAAAGUAAACCAAGGAAGAACGCCCUGUCAGCUUAUUGCGAACUCUGUCAGGUUUAAAACGCCCUCUUUUUGAUGGAAAUCCUGCUUAUUUUCCGACUGCUUUAUCUGGGUUCUUGCUAUUUAAAUUCAAGGAUGGCACUUGCUCUGCUCAUCUUACCACCAUUGAAGGAGACGAAGGCUGAUAGCGGAUUGCUUAAAGUGUUCAGGCUCUUUUUCCAUUUAGAUAAAGCUUCCCCUCUGCACAACUCAUCAUACUUGGCUAGUCUCUUCUCUUCAAGAUGAACAAUCCUCAGCAUGGUCAAGAUGAAGAGUAUGAACCAAUUGUUCCGGGAUUCGAAGCCCCGUCAUCACCCAAGUCAAGUUAUGACAAUGUGUACGACAUAAAAGAAGAUGAAGGGCGGCAUCCGCCUGAGGCUCCUCCACAACUUCUGGAACCCGUGACAAUCCGGAGAUUGACCACUGGUGAAGAGACACUUGGCAAGACGCCCAAUCCAGUGGUCCUAAACCAUCUCUUCACCAAUGUGGACGACAGAAAAUUUUCGUGGGAACCGGUGGCAGUGGCAACAACUCACCGCUGUCCAUCAAAGUAUGUGACUGUUGUGGUUUACAAACCUCCUCCUCAGUCUGGAAAGGACAGCCCCAGCAGUACCUGAAAUGCUUCUGUGUUGUAGUAAGUGGUCCGUGUAAGAGUUCAAAUACUAAGGUGUGCAGAGGAAUGAGAUUUUCAGAUUGCGGGAUAAAGAGAGAAGAGUGUUUGAAGGGAAAAUCGCAUAUAUGGUCCCUCAAUUAUCCACAAAAUUAAAAUCUCAGACCUGUAUUUCUUUUGUUGAAAGAAAUACAGGUCUGAAUUAUAUGUUUGUUUUCUGAUAAAUUUAUAAUUGCGAUGGAAACAUUAUAUAUAUUUAAAUCUGUUUUUCAUUUAUUUAGUUUUAUGCUUGAUCCACUUACCCUCUCAAAAGAAAUAUGGUACUAGC
Cuscuta epithymum is the source of this 1102-nucleotide messenger RNA. Lineage: Eukaryota; Viridiplantae; Streptophyta; Magnoliopsida; Solanales; Convolvulaceae. The record is from the annotation of a GenBank genome assembly.